Nakaseomyces glabratus is the source of this 4893-nucleotide messenger RNA. NCBI's taxonomy places the organism in Eukaryota, Fungi, Ascomycota, Saccharomycetes, Saccharomycetales, Saccharomycetaceae. The record is from RefSeq and is a predicted model, not a curated record.
AUGCUGUCCAAUUUUUUCAUAUGCUUAUUAUUGAUUAUACAAUGCGCAAGUGCGUAUAACUUCGAGAACAUCUUUCUAGAGAAAAGAGAUUUUUUAUCAAAUGCUCCUAAUUACCCAGUGGGUUGUUCUCCUUCUGUGGGCACACAACUUACGCCUGGUUUAUCUCUGGAAGUGUACGCCUACCCUAUGGAUGGUAACAAUGGAUACUGUUGGAAUGCAACGUAUAAGGAUCCAGAAUUUCCUCGUUCCGGCUAUUUGAAGAAUAAACUACUCGGAAAGGCUGAUGGCGUUGUUGGGCCACUAAAUUUCUUAGCAAAGAAUAAGGAUUGUUCUCCUAAAGUUGAUACUUUGCCAGCUGGCUUUAAUUUCCCACAACCAAUCACAGUCACCAACUUCACAAUGGUGUUGUUCGGUUACUUGGCACCCAAACAAAGUGGUAAAUAUACAUUCAAAUUGUUAGCCGAUGAUCUAUUACUUUUAAAUUUGGGUGCAACUAACGCGUUUGAUUGUUGUAAUCGAGAAGCAACGAAGAACAAUCUUGGUGAGUUUCUUGCCUACAACCUGUGGCCCAAUCAAGAUAAGAAUGUUACAGUCUACCUUGAAAAAGGUGUUUAUUACCCACUAAGGCUUUUCUUCAACAACAGAGAUGGUGGUUCCCAAUUAGACUUUUCUUAUUAUUUCAACGAUUCUCCGGCUCCACUAACAGAUUUUUCGGGUAUGUUUUUUUCCGUCCCCGAUGGUGCUGAAUGUCCCGCACGCAUUGGAUAUCAACUAAAUUGUAGGUCCAUAAAUUCGACAACAACAUACAGCACACAGUAUGUUACUACUGCGCUAGGAGCUAAUGAACUACCCGUUACAAGCACCAUAUACUACGUCGCUACACCUUGCGCUGACCAGGCUAACAAUCCUGUCUGUAAAGAAGGCUUUUACGAUCCAGUUAAUAAAAAAUGCUACAUUCCUCCAGAGGAUGAUUAUACAACAACAAUUGACAAAGGCAAUGGUGAAUACGAAACCGACUUGAUAUCUCACAUUACAAAGACUGAUCAAAAUGGCAAACCAACCACUACUGUUCGGACUACUAUCAAAUUAUAUGGUCCUGCUCCUCCCCCCGUGACGAAAACAAUUGAUCUAGGCAACGAAGUGACGGAGUACCUGGUCAUUAGCUACUGGACUACAACAAAUGAAGUGGGUUCAGUGAUAACUACAGAAGCAACGAAAACAUACAGUCCCCCACCUGUGACGAUCACAGCCACCACUGCUGCGGACUAUGUUGAGACGGACUGGAUCUCGUUCUUCAUCACCACGAAUGAUAAGGGUGAGAUUAUUACUGACAGCACACUGUUCAAUGCUACGCGUGACUACAACUUGCCUGAGGCUCCUCACACGUCGUUCGGGCCUGCGCCUCCUGCCGAGACCAAGACUGUUGAUCUGGGCAACGAAGUGACUGAGUACCUGGUCAUCAGCUACUGGACGACCACCAACGAGUUUGGUGGGUUGAUCACCACUAGCAGCACCAGGACGUACAGUCCCCCACCUGUGACGAUCACAGCCACCACUGCUGCGGACUAUGUUGAGACGGACUGGAUCUCGUUCUUCAUCACCACGAAUGAUAAGGGUGAGAUUAUUACUGACAGCACACUGUUCAAUGCUACGCGUGACUACAACUUGCCUGAGGCUCCUCACACGUCGUUCGGGCCUGCGCCUCCUGCCGAGACCAAGACUGUUGAUCUGGGCAACGAAGUGACUGAGUACCUGGUCAUCAGCUACUGGACGACCACCAACGAGUUUGGUGGGUUGAUCACCACUAGCAGCACCAGGACGUACAGUCCCCCACCUGUGACGAUCACAGCCACCACUGCUGCGGACUAUGUUGAGACGGACUGGAUCUCGUUCUUCAUCACCACGAAUGAUAAGGGUGAGAUUAUUACUGACAGCACACUGUUCAAUGCUACGCGUGAGUACAACUUGCCUGAGGCUCCUCACACGUCGUUCGGGCCUGCGCCUCCUGCCGAGACCAAGACUGUUGAUCUGGGCAACGAAGUGACUGAGUACCUGGUCAUCAGCUACUGGACGACCACCAACGAGUUUGGUGGGUUGAUCACCACUAGCAGCACCAGGACGUACAGUCCCCCACCUGUGACGAUCACAGCCACCACUGCUGCGGACUAUGUUGAGACGGACUGGAUCUCGUUCUUCAUCACCACGAAUGAUAAGGGUGAGAUUAUUACUGACAGCACACUGUUCAAUGCUACGCGUGACUACAACUUGCCUGAGGCUCCUCACACGUCGUUCGGGCCUGCGCCUCCUGCCGAGACCAAGACUGUUGAUCUGGGCAACGAAGUGACUGAGUACCUGGUCAUCAGCUACUGGACGACCACCAACGAGUUUGGUGGGUUGAUCACCACUAGCAGCACCAGGACGUACAGUCCCCCACCUGUGACGAUCACAGCCACCACUGCUGCGGACUAUGUUGAGACGGACUGGAUCUCGUUCUUCAUCACCACGAAUGAUAAGGGUGAGAUUAUUACUGACAGCACACUGUUCAAUGCUACGCGUGACUACAACUUGCCUGAGGCUCCUCACACGUCGUUCGGGCCUGCGCCUCCUGCCGAGACCAAGACUGUUGAUCUGGGCAACGAAGUGACUGAGUACCUGGUCAUCAGCUACUGGACGACCACCAACGAGUUUGGUGGGUUGAUCACCACUAGCAGCACCAGGACGUACAGUCCCCCACCUGUGACGAUCACAGCCACCACUGCUGCGGACUAUGUUGAGACGGACUGGAUCUCGUUCUUCAUCACCACGAAUGAUAAGGGUGAGAUUAUUACUGACAGCACACUGUUCAAUGCUACGCGUGAGUACAACUUGCCUGAGGCUCCUCACACGUCGUUCGGGCCUGCGCCUCCUGCCGAGACCAAGACUGUUGAUCUGGGCAACGAAGUGACUGAGUACCUGGUCAUCAGCUACUGGACGACCACCAACGAGUUUGGUGGGUUGAUCACCACUAGCAGCACCAGGACGUACAGUCCCCCACCUGUGACGAUCACAGCCACCACUGCUGCGGACUAUGUUGAGACGGACUGGAUCUCGUUCUUCAUCACCACGAAUGAUAAGGGUGAGAUUAUUACUGACAGCACACUGUUCAAUGCAACUAGGGAAUACAUUGACGCUCAAGCACCUCAUUUAUCUUCUAGUAUGGAGGUUGUUCCACCCGAAGGUGAGGCCGACUACACGACGACGAUUGACAAGGGCAACGGUGAGUUUGAGACCGACCUUGUUUCGCACAUCACUACGAAGGACUCUGACGGCAAGCCUACGACGAUCACCACCACGAUCCCAUUGAAGCCAAGUGAUGCCGGCGAGGCCGACUACACGACGACGAUUGACAAGGGCAACGGUGAGUUUGAGACCGACCUUGUUUCGCACAUCACUACGAAGGACUCUGACGGCAAGCCUACGACGAUCACCACCACGAUCCCAUUGAAGCCAAGUGAUGCCGGCGAGGCCGACUACACGACGACGAUUGACAAGGGCAACGGUGAGUUUGAGACCGACCUUGUUUCGCACAUCACUACGAAGGACUCUGACGGCAAGCCUACGACGAUCACCACCACGAUCCCAUUGAAGCCAAGUGAUGCCGGCGAGGCCGACUACACGACGACGAUUGACAAGGGCAACGGUGAGUUUGAGACCGACCUUGUUUCGCACAUCACUACGAAGGACUCUGACGGCAAGCCUACGACGAUCACCACCACGAUCCCAUUGAAGCCAAGUGAUGCCGGCGAGGCCGACUACACGACGACGAUUGACAAGGGCAACGGUGAGUUUGAGACCGACCUUGUUUCGCACAUCACUACGAAGGACUCUGACGGCAAGCCUACGACGAUCACCACCACGAUCCCAUUGAAGCCAAGUGAUGCCGGCGAGGCCGACUACACGACGACGAUUGACAAGGGCAACGGUGAGUUUGAGACCGACCUUGUUUCGCACAUCACUACGAAGGACUCUGACGGCAAGCCUACGACGAUCACCACCACGAUCCCAUUGAAGCCAAGUGAUGCCGGCGAGGCCGACUACACGACGACGAUUGACAAGGGCAACGGUGAGUUUGAGACCGACCUUGUUUCGCACAUCACUACGAAGGACUCUGACGGCAAGCCUACGACGAUCACCACCACGAUCCCAUUGAAGCCAAGUGAUGCCGGCGAGGCCGACUACACGACGACGAUUGACAAGGGCAACGGUGAGUUUGAGACCGACCUUGUUUCGCACAUCACUACGAAGGACUCUGACGGCAAGCCUACGACGAUCACCACCACGAUCCCAUUGAAGCCAAGUGAUGCCGGCGAGGCCGACUACACGACGACGAUUGACAAGGGCAACGGUGAGUUUGAGACCGACCUUGUUUCGCACAUCACUACGAAGGACUCUGACGGCAAGCCUACGACGAUCACCACCACGAUCCCAUUGAAGCCAAGUGAUGCCGGCGAGGCCGACUACACGACGACGAUUGACAAGGGCAACGGUGAGUUUGAGACCGACCUUGUUUCGCACAUCACUACGAAGGACUCUGACGGCAAGCCUACGACGAUCACCACCACGAUCCCAUUGAAGCCAAGUGAUGCCGGCGAGGCCGACUACACGACACUAAUUGAUGAUAAAAACAGUUUGUUUAGUACGCAAUCAUUGAAAUCAUCUUUAACCUAUUCAUAUUCGGUACCCCAAAGUGAGAAUUCUGGUAAGAUAUCUACUGGUAAGGUAUCUAAAAUCUCCAGUAAUACGUUACCCACACCAGGAAACAUAGAUGGAACGACUACCGAGCUGAACAGUUCCGUUAAAUCCACAGCAUUACAAAUUAAUUCAGACUCGAAAAGGAAUUCCGAUACAACCUAA